Chiloscyllium plagiosum (whitespotted bambooshark) is the source of this 1719-nucleotide messenger RNA. The record is from RefSeq and is a predicted model, not a curated record. NCBI's taxonomy places the organism in Eukaryota, Metazoa, Chordata, Chondrichthyes, Orectolobiformes, Hemiscylliidae.
UUCAGAUCGGGGAUUCAAACGUGAACGGGCAUGCUUCAGUCGAGGAUGAGCGCGCUAGACGUUCACUCAGGAGCCGGGCGGGAGAAUUCCCCCUGGGUGGGGAGGAAACAGCCGUUCGGAUGUGCGCGUGCGCGCGCCGCGCAGAGGCAGCUGGGAGUUGUAGUCCGGGUCGGGGGAGAGAGUUGGAAGGCUGUCCGUUGGGGGCAUCAAUCAACCCGCGCCCCGAGCCUUCAGUGUGCGGCUUCACGACCGACCGAGGAGAAGUGGUGGUGGUGGUGGUGGUGGUGGGGGAAGAGGGUAAUCGGCCGGUCGUGGUAGCGUUUUGACGAUCGUCCCGUGGCCGGCGGUCGGAAAGCGGGAGAAAGGAUGAAAGAGGCGUCGGUUGCCAUGGGAGCGGCGACAUGUUGAGAGGCUGACCGCGGGAUACAGAGAGAGUGAACCCUGUGGACCCGGGCUGAGGAGAAGCUGCUCUCCCAGCUUCACAUCCGUAACCACCGUGCCCACCGCCCCAACACACGCACACGCACACACACACACAGAGGGAGAAGAGACGGCGACACAGCGAUGGACGACUGCAACUUGAAGGAGUUGUCGCUCUCGGCCGGGAUGCUGGACCCUGCCUUCAACCCGUCCAUCCUCAACUACAGAGUGACACUGGGCAACGACACGGUCAAUCUGACCAUCUACCCGGUCACCAGCGACAACCACGCCACGUACCAAAUCAUUGGUACAGGUGGCAGUAAAACGGUCGGUCUCCAAGAUGGUCUAAAUAAAAUUGAGAUUGAAGUUGCUGCAGAAGAUGGAACUUUGAAGCGGUAUAAAAUAGAGGCAACCAAGCUCAGUGCAAACACCCCAGUACUAAGUGGACUGAAAAUAGCUGAAAACUUGACACUUGAUCCUCCAUUUUCUAUCAGUGAAUAUAAAUAUACAUGUACAGCACCACUAAAUAUGAUCAGUGUAAUCGUUGAACCAAUUGCCCCAGACCAUAAUAUGCAUGUGACUGUUAAUGGUUCAGAAGUCGGGAAUCAAACGUACCUAAAUGUAGGACAUACCAAAGUGGAGGUGAAUGUUACAUCAGCAGAUGGCACUAAUUCACAGAUAUAUCAGAUCGUUAUCUCCCGGGUACAGUUUCCGUGGUCUAUUACUUUCUCAGAUCUUAAUGAUGUCCAGGAAUAUGAGUGCCCAAUAUCCCUUAAGGCUUACUACCGACCUGUCUCUAUCAAAGGAAGUGAUCCCAAGCACAUAUUCUCAUCAUCGUUAAUUAAGUUCCUCACUCGAAAGACAAAGUGUAAUCCUUUCGAUGAUACUCCUUUUGAUGGACAGUGGUGUGUCCCAGAAUAUGAGGUGGACAAAAGAAUGUCAGCUGCUUCUGUUUACUGUUGCUUCAGAUAUAGAGAUGCAACAUGACUGAGGUCAAAAACUGAAUACAAGAAAUUGAAGUAGAUUAGACCUCGUCUGCUGACCUCAUAGCUGAUCUUCUACCUCAACUUCACUUUCCCACCAUAUCUCCAUUUCCGUUGGUCCUUGUAAUACCCAAGAAUCUUUCGAUCUACAACUUGAAAAUACCCCUCAACUCAACAUUUCUGGCCUUUGGUUCAUAACUUUUUGAAAGAAUUUCUACUCAUCUUUAUCCUAUAGUGUGUUCAAUCCUGAGAAUGUGAUCCUUAGUGAGUUUUGAUAAGAUUUGUAGCUCAGGUUGAGGUUCUAGAUGUAAGUUUG